UCUUUUUUCUCACAACUCAAACCCUCUUCAAAUUCUCUCUCUCUUUGGCUCCUUCAUUGACUCUCCGAACCCUCUUCAUUCUCACCUUCUUCUCCCUCCAAUUUAGCACUCAAAGUAGAGCUGCAUGGCAUCAACAUUCUCUUCCACAAUUCCCAUAGUCGACCUCUCCAAACCUGAUGCAAAGACCCUCAUAGUCAAUGCUUGUGAGGAGUUUGGAUUCUUCAAAGUCAUCAACCAUGGAGUCCCCAUGGAAGCUAUAUCCCAAUUGGAAACUGAGGCCCUCAAGUUCUUCUCUUUGCCACUCAAUGAGAAGGAAAAAGCAGGGCCUCCCAAUCCUUUUGGGUAUGGUAGCAAGAGGAUUGGACCCAAUGGUGAUGUUGGUUGGGUUGAGUAUCUUCUUCUAAACAACAAUCAAGAACACGAUUUUUCUCUCUAUGGUAAAAAUCACGAGAAAUUCAGGUGUCUAUUGAACAGCUACAUGUCUUCUGUGAAGAAAAUGGCUUGUGAUAUUCUUGAGCUGAUGGCAGAAGGGCUGAAGAUUCAGCAGAAGAAUGUGUUCAGCAAGCUUUUGAGGGAUAAAGAAAGUGACUCUGUUUUCAGGGUGAAUCACUAUCCCACUUGCCCUGAACUUGCUGUGAAUGGUCAGAACAUGAUUGGAUUUGGAGAACACACAGACCCACAAAUCAUAUCUCUGCUAAGGUCUAACAACACUUCAGGUCUUCAAAUUUAUCUCAGAGAUGGAAGCUGGAUUUCAGUCCCUCCUGAUCACAACUCCUUCUUCAUCAAUGUUGGAGAUUCUCUUCAGGUUAUGACUAAUGGACGGUUUGGGAGUGUGAGACACAGGGUUUUGGCAAAUGGGUUGAAGUCGAGGCUCUCAAUGAUUUACUUUGGAGGUCCACCUUUGAGUGAGAAAAUAACACCAUUGCCCUCUCUCAUGAAAGGAAAAGAAAGUCUAUACAAAGAGUUUACGUGGUUCGAGUACAAGAAUUCAACCUAUGGUUCAAGAUUGGCUGACAAUAGGCUUGGACAUUUUGAGAGAAUUGCAGCUUCAUAAUAUGCCAGAGGAGUAUCAGGGUACUUGUCCUUUGUACAAUCAAAUAUUGUCAAUAUUCUAAUACAACAAUAAUCAUUUAAUAUUUA
This is a messenger RNA of Vigna radiata var. radiata (mung bean), 1140 nucleotides long. Its product is annotated as gibberellin 2-beta-dioxygenase 1. The transcript is spliced from 3 exons. The coding region runs from base 125 to 1054 and encodes 309 amino acids. NCBI's taxonomy places the organism in Eukaryota, Viridiplantae, Streptophyta, Magnoliopsida, Fabales, Fabaceae. Gene Ontology annotation, biological process: gibberellin catabolic process; response to light stimulus. The record is from RefSeq and is a predicted model, not a curated record.